AUGUCGCUAACUUCAAUAGCGUUCUACGGUCUUGGUCUCAACAACUCCAUCAUCCUGAGUGCUAUCGGGUGGAGCGGCGGCAAGAAUGUCUACGAGGUCUUCUACAAGAACGCCGUCGGUAACCUGAUCCUGAUCUGUGCGGGUGCCAUCCCCGGCUACUGGAUGACCGUGGCCACCGUCGACACCAUCGGCCGCAAGCCCAUCCAGCUGGGCGGCUUCAUCAUCCUGACCAUUGUCUUCAUCGUGAUCGGGUUCGCCUACGAGCCCCUGAAGAAAUCCAACAACGGUCUGCUGGGUCUGUACGUCAUCGCGCAGUUCUUCUUCAACUUCGGCCCCAACGCGACCACCUUCAUGGUGCCCGGCGAGUGCUUCCCCACCCGCUACCGGUCCACCUCGCACGGUCUCUCCGCCGCGUCCGGCAAGGUGGGCGCCAUCAUCGCGCAGUGUGUGUUCGGACCGCUGGUGCACAAGGGCUCCAAGGACUCGUCGCAGUCGCCCUGGCUCAACCACGUCAUGCAGAUCUUUGCUCUGUUCAUGCUGUGCGGGUGCUUCACCACUCUGCUCAUUCCCGAGACCAAGCGCAAGACCCUGGAGGAGCUGUCGGGGGAGGACUUUGACAGUGAUACCCUGGUGCAUCCCUCUCCGAUGAUCCAGGCGGAGAAGAAGAUGGACCAAUCGACCGUUGCGGCUGUUUGA
Aspergillus thermomutatus is the source of this 696-nucleotide messenger RNA. It is a transcript of the gene PHO84, whose product is annotated as Inorganic phosphate transporter pho84. Gene Ontology annotation, molecular function: transmembrane transporter activity. NCBI's taxonomy places the organism in Eukaryota, Fungi, Ascomycota, Eurotiomycetes, Eurotiales, Aspergillaceae. Gene Ontology annotation, cellular component: membrane. The transcript has a single exon. Gene Ontology annotation, biological process: transmembrane transport. Bases 1 to 696 code for a protein of 231 amino acids. The record is from RefSeq and is a predicted model, not a curated record.